Messenger RNA from Ceutorhynchus assimilis (cabbage seed weevil), 429 nucleotides. The record is from the annotation of a GenBank genome assembly. NCBI's taxonomy places the organism in Eukaryota, Metazoa, Arthropoda, Insecta, Coleoptera, Curculionidae.
AUGGACGAGAUAAUGAAAAAAGCCGAGGAAGCAAGAAAAACGUUGGUCCCAGCCAAGACAAUGGUGAAUUUGAAUGGUAUUAUGGAGAUUAAAUGCUUACACAAGGUCGACAAAUCUGGCAAAACUUUGGAAGAGGCAGUUUUAACAGAUAGGACUUUGUGUGUGGAAAAGUAUGUCUCAGAAACAGGAAGAGAACAACUGAGAUUGAAAAGAAAACACCACUAUUAUUACCAAGUCCAGGGACAACUCAACAUCUGCAAAAAUGAUAUUUGCUUUUUUGUGGUUUAUAUAAAUGAUGAGCAACCCUUGUAUGUUGAUGCCAUCCUACAGGAUGAACAGUGUUGGAAUAAGGAAAUGUUACCAAAACUGACCAACUUUUACCAUGAACAUAUGAUUCCAGAAUUGGUGAAAAAGUACUCUUCCAAAUAA